Messenger RNA from Prorocentrum cordatum, 432 nucleotides. NCBI's taxonomy places the organism in Eukaryota, Dinophyceae, Prorocentrales, Prorocentraceae. The record is from the annotation of a GenBank genome assembly.
GACAUCCCCGCUCUACGACUGCGACGAGGCGUACGACGACUGGCAGAGGGUAUGGUCGGACGACAAGAUGCAGUGGUGCUGCGCUCGAGCGGCCAAGGGAUGCCAGGAGCCGACCUACGAGCUGGUGGCAGAGCAGGCCUGCCCCUCCGGCUACGCGGACAUCACGUCGGAGGAGGAGUGCAGCCGCGCCAGGGAGUCCGUGGGCACCAGCGGGUGGCGGGGCCAGGAGCUUAGCGACAGCCCGGACCGUUUGCCGUACUGCUGGGUGGGGUCUUACGGCUACGCGAACUUCAACCCCGCGGGCGACACUGGCGACAGCUGGGCGGACGCCAGGGGCGUGGUGUGCCGGGUGACUAACGGCGAUGCGUCGGAGUCGAGGGCCUCGGGGCCAUGCUCCGCCGGCGACGGGUCCGAGGCCAGCGACGUCUAUCC